CUAUAUCUUUUACGAAAACUAUAUCUUUUUCAUCAGAGAGUUCUUUCUCAAAAACUAUUUACACAUCAAAAAUAAAAUCAAAAUAAAUUGUUGUGAUCAUAGAGUUCUCUUGCACCAAUGAGUGCUCCAAAGUUUGGUUAUGUAUUACUAUUGAUUGUAUUAAUCAAUAUUAGCAAUAAUGGCGUCGAUGCAUUUCACAAAGUUUUCAAGAAAUUGCAAUCAAAAUCGACAUCAUUGGAGUCAGUAAGUCCUCUUCACAGAACCGCUUAUCACUUUCAACCUCCCCGCCAUUGGAUCAACGGUACAACAUAUCUCCAAUGCUCUACAAGGGAGUUUACCAUCUCUUCUACCAAUACAAUCCCAAAGGUGCGGUUUGGGGUAACAUUGUGUGGGCUCACUCGGUUUCUAAGGACUUGAUCAAUUGGGAAGCCCUUGAACCAGCCAUUUACCCAUCCAAAUGGUUCGACAUCAACGGUACAUGGUCCGGUUCAGCUACCCACGUACCGGGAAAAGGACCGGUUAUCCUCUACACCGGUAUCACCGAGAACCAGACUCAGAUUCAAAACUACGCCAUUCCACAAGAUCUUUCCGACCCAUACCUCAAGACAUGGAUAAAGCCAGACGAUAACCCCAUCGUAAAACCCGAUAAUGGCGAGAACGGAUCCGCUUUCCGUGACCCGACCACGGCUUGGUUCAACAAAAAAGAUGGGUAUUGGAGAAUGCUUGUUGGCUCAAAGAGAAAGAACAGAGGAAUUGCUUAUAUGUACAAGAGCCGUGACUUCAAAAAAUGGGUCAAAAGCAAACGUCCUAUCCACUCAAGAAAGAAAACCGGUAUGUGGGAAUGUCCCGAUUUCUUCCCGGUAUCCGUAACCGACAAGAAAAACGGUUUGGACUUCAGCUACGACGGUCCAAACGCCAAGCAUGUGUUGAAGGUUAGUUUGGACUUGACCAGAUACGAGUACUACACUCUUGGAACGUAUGACACCAAGAAGGAUCGUUACAGGCCAGACGGUUACACUCCUGACGGUUGGGAUGGUUUGAGAUUUGAUUAUGGUAACUACUAUGCGUCAAAGACAUUCUUUGAUGACAAGACGAACAGAAGAAUUCUUUGGGGGUGGGCCAAUGAAUCCGACACCGUUCAAGAUGAUACCGUGAAGGGUUGGGCCGGAAUUCAGCUUAUCCCAAGAACAAUCUUGCUUGACUCUAGCGGUAAGCAACUCGUGUUUUGGCCUAUUGAAGAGAUUGAGUCAUUGAGAGGAAAGAAUGUCCAAAUGACCAACCAGAAAAUGGAGAUGGGCCAACGCUUUGAGGUCCAAGGAAUCACUCCUGCUCAGGUGGAUGUGGAUGUGACAUUCAACGUUGGAAAUCUAGAGAAGGCCGAAAAGUUUGACGAAAGCUUCGCAACUAAACCACUAGAGUUAUGUAACUUGAAAGGUUCGAAUGUGAAUGGUGGAGUUGGUCCUUUUGGUUUGAUCACGUUGGCUACAUCUGACUUAGAAGAAUACACUCCUGUUUUCUUUAGAGUCUUCAAAGAUGCCGCAUCCAACAAGCCUAAGGUUCUCAUGUGCUCUGACGCCAAGCCUUCGAGUCUCAAAAAAGACACCGGGACUGACGCCAAGGAGAGGAUGUACAAACCAUCGUUUGCUGGUUUUGUGGAUGUCGGUCUCCUUGACGGAAAGAUCUCUCUAAGGAGUUUGAUUGAUCACUCGGUUGUGGAGAGCUUUGGAGCAAAAGGAAAGACAGUGAUAACAUCUAGAGUGUAUCCGACAAAAGCAGUAGGAGAAAAAGCUCAUUUGUUUGUCUUUAACAACGGCUCACAACCUGUGACCGUAGAGAGCCUCAAUGCAUGGAACAUGCAGAAGCCUCUGAAGAUGAACCAAGGUGCAAAGUGAUCACAUCAUUCUUUAAUUUUUUCGUUGACAAAUUUAAUUCAUUCGUUAAAACAGAGAGUCUGUCACAAUAUAUUGUAGAAAAAAGGAACCUAUUGUGUUUCUUUUACAAUCAAUACAAUUUGUACAUAGUUUAUCACUACUAACAAUGUAUUGAUCUUAUAUUUUAUUAAUGAAACACGUCUCCUAAUC
This is a messenger RNA of Arabidopsis thaliana (thale cress), 2081 nucleotides long. RefSeq names its product cell wall invertase 2 (gene CWINV2). The coding region runs from base 318 to 1892 and encodes 524 amino acids. Gene Ontology annotation, biological process: carbohydrate metabolic process. Gene Ontology annotation, cellular component: apoplast. Lineage: Eukaryota; Viridiplantae; Streptophyta; Magnoliopsida; Brassicales; Brassicaceae. The transcript has 4 exons. The record is from RefSeq and is marked reviewed. Gene Ontology annotation, molecular function: beta-fructofuranosidase activity; hydrolase activity, hydrolyzing O-glycosyl compounds.